Molecule: messenger RNA, 1881 nt
Organism: Spodoptera littoralis (African cotton leafworm)
Lineage: Eukaryota; Metazoa; Arthropoda; Insecta; Lepidoptera; Noctuidae
Source: the annotation of a GenBank genome assembly
AUGCAAUGGUGGUUCUUCUUACUUUACAUCUCAGCUGUCAAAGCUCAGUUUGACACUCGGAGAUUUUUAGACUACUGGACUGAUUUAUUUCGUCCCCUACCUCGCAAUCCCAGGGAAGGUUUCGUCCCAGACUACACGCCAAAAAAUCAAGAAGAAUUUGAUUUUAUAGUCAUUGGAGCUGGGUCCGCGGGUUCUGUAGUAGCUAACCGAUUAACUGAAGUUCCACAAUGGAAAGUAUUGCUUAUAGAAGCAGGAGGGAACGAAAACUUCUUUUCCGACAUUCCCAUAUUUGCUCCGUUUCUCUCCCUCACCGGCAUGAACUGGGGUUACAGUUCAAUGCCAGAACCCAGAGCAUGCAGAGAUCUAAGAGGAAAAGUGUGCUUCUUACCGCGAGGCAAAGUUCUCGGUGGUAGUAGUGUACUCAACUUUUUAAUCUAUCAACGUGGACAUCCGGAAGAUUACAAUGACUGGGCUAGAAUGGGCAACGACGGCUGGAGCUACAACGAAGUACUUCCAUACUUCAAAAAGUCAGAAAAUAUAGGUGUUAGAGAAUUACGAAAUUCUUCAUACCAUGGCGUUGGUGGAUAUUUAGACAUUGAGUACUCGCCGUACCAUUCACCUCUUGAGAAGCCAUUUAAACAAGCUGGUGAAGAACUUGGAUACGAAUGGAGGGAUCCAAACGGAGAGAAUUUGAUUGGUUUCUCAAAACCACAAGCAACAAUGCGAAAAGGUAGAAGGUGCAGUUCGUCAAAAGCAUUCAUAGAGCCAAUACGCUUCAGGCCUAAUUUAAAAGUUACGAAAUUUUCUACCGUAUCGAAAAUUUUAAUAGACCCCUAUACUAAAACAGCUACCGGCGUUGAAUUUACGAAGCGUAAUAUGAGUAUACAGGUACGGGCACGUCGUGAAGUGAUUUCGUCUGCAGGAUCUAUUGGCUCGGCUCAGUUGCUGAUGGUAUCUGGAAUAGGACCACAAGACCAUUUACAGGAAUUCGGGAUACCAGUGAUAGCUGACCUUCCUGUAGGAUACAAUCUCCAAGACCACGUUACAUUUUCUGGGAACGCUUUCAUCGUCAACCAAACGGGAAUGACUAUGAAUGACUUGGCUGCCGCAUCCCCCUUCGUAGCAGCUGCAUACAUGCAAGGACGAGGUCCACUGACCCUGCCUGGUGGAGCCACUGGACUUGCCUUCGUGCACACAAAGCAUUCAUACGAUGUGGAUCAGACCAGACCUGAUAUAGAACUGGUCAUGGGAGCUGGAUCUCUAGCUGGUGAUGCUAUGGGAAUAUUACGGUCUUUGCUGGGAGUGACGGAUAAGUGGUACCGAGAGGUGUAUCGGUCUUUGCCAAUAGGGGCGAGGAUGCGGACAUUUUCCAUAAACCCCGUGCUAAUCCGACCGAACAGCGUUGGCCGAUUAAUGCUCCGAAGUCCAAACUUCACCGACCAUCCCAGAAUCCAUUUAAACUAUUUCGCUGAUCCGAACGAUUUGCGAACUAUGAUCGAAGGUGUUCGUAUGGUACAAAAAAUAAUUGGUACGAAAGCGUUCCAGCGUUAUAAUACUAAAUUACACACAACACCGUUUCCCGGCUGCGAGGCUUUGUUGUUCGACUCGGAUGAAUACUGGGAGUGUGCUAUUAUGCAGACUUCCAUCACAUUAGACCAUCAAGUUGGUACGUGCAAAAUGGCACCAGCUGGUGAUCCUACAGGCGUAGUCUCACCAAGACUUCAGGUCCAUGGAAUUAAAGGUUUAAGAAUAGCUGACGCGUCCAUAAUGCCACGGAUACCGGCAGCACACACACACGCCGCCGCAGUCAUGAUUGGUGAAAAAGCUGCAGACCUUAUAAAAGAAGAUUGGGGCAUAUCUACCCUGACAAACAAGUUAUAA